Cephus cinctus (wheat stem sawfly) is the source of this 538-nucleotide messenger RNA. It is a transcript of the gene UQCR-Q, whose product is annotated as cytochrome b-c1 complex subunit 8. NCBI's taxonomy places the organism in Eukaryota, Metazoa, Arthropoda, Insecta, Hymenoptera, Cephidae. Bases 122 to 370 code for a protein of 82 amino acids. The record is from RefSeq and is a predicted model, not a curated record. The transcript is spliced from 3 exons. Gene Ontology annotation, biological process: mitochondrial electron transport, ubiquinol to cytochrome c.
UAUUUCUUUAUAGAAAUGUUCACUGGUAGCACUGUAAUCUUACGACAUAUUGGUAACUCUGCUGAAUGUGUGCAGUUUGCCUUCUGCUUUUACGUCGUUGCUGAAAGAAAGAGCAAUAAUCAUGGGUAAACACUUUGGAGAGCUCGCCAAGAUCAGUGGCAUUGUCACGUUUCGUCUCAGUCCACAUGAACAAAAAGCUUUUGCUGGAAUGAUUAGCCAUGGUAUCCCUAACAUGUUCAGAAGGUUUAGUGAGAAUGUAUUUCGUGUAACUCCACCCUUUAUUGUUAGUUACUUGUGGUAUGACUGGGCAAAAAAGGAUCAUGAGAAACAGACUCGAAAGAAUCCCAAAAAUUAUGAAAAUGAUGUAUAAAUCAUCCCUUGUAAUAAAACAUUAGUACGAUUUUGUUGUAAGUUUACAAUAUGUCUCAACAGUAUGGAGGAAAAUGACAGUAAUGUAAAAUAAUCUACUGUAUGAGUAUACUUUUUCUGUCAUGUAAAUCUCUAUCUCAGUAAUAAAUUUAUCCCUACAAAACUAAAA